Megalobrama amblycephala (Wuchang bream) is the source of this 1350-nucleotide messenger RNA. RefSeq names its product KRR1 small subunit processome component homolog (gene krr1). Gene Ontology annotation, molecular function: RNA binding. NCBI's taxonomy places the organism in Eukaryota, Metazoa, Chordata, Actinopteri, Cypriniformes, Xenocyprididae. The transcript has 10 exons. The record is from RefSeq and is a predicted model, not a curated record. Gene Ontology annotation, cellular component: nucleolus; small-subunit processome. The coding region runs from base 77 to 1210 and encodes 377 amino acids.
GCGGCAGUACACGCGCUACUUGUCGCGUGCUCAUGACGACCAGACGCAGCGUCUGACGUCACUGCUAACGGCAGCAAUGGCGGCCCCCACAGAAACCACGAGUGAAACGCCAACAAAUAAAAAACAGAAAAAGAGCAAAAAUACAGUGGAUGAGACCGAACUGCUGACGGUACCAGAUGGCUGGAAAGAGCCCAAGUUCACCCGAGAGGACAAUCCCAAAGGUUUGCUGGAGGAGAGCAGCUUCGCCACACUUUUCCCCAAGUACAGAGAGGCGUACCUGAAAGAGUGCUGGCCGCUGGUGCAGAAAGCGCUCGGAGAUGUGUUCAUCAAUGCCACACUGGACCUGAUUGAAGGCAGUAUGACGGUGCACACAACAAAGAAAACAUAUGACCCGUAUGCAGUCCUCAGAGCGAGGGAUCUCAUCAAGUUACUGGCCAGAAGUGUGCCGUUUGAACAGGCUGUAAGGAUACUUGAAGACGACGUGGCUUGUGACAUCAUAAAAAUUGGGACUCUUGUGCGAAACAGAGAGCGUUUUGUGAAGAGACGACAGAGACUGAUUGGCCCCAAGGGCUCCACGCUGAAGGCACUAGAGCUUCUGACCAACUGUUACGUGAUGGUUCAGGGCAACACGGUGUCUGCUCUCGGCCCGUACAAUGGCUUGAAGGAGGUACGGAAAGUCGUGCUUGAGACGAUGAAGAAUAUUCACCCCAUUUACAACAUAAAGACAUUAAUGAUCAAGCGGGAGCUGGCGAAUGACCCGGAGCUGCGCACUCAGAGCUGGGAGAGAUUCCUGCCCAACUUCCGCCAUAAGAGUCUCUCCAAACGCAAGAAGCCCAAGAAGAAGACAGUCAAGAAGGACUACACGCCGUUCCCUCCGCCUCAGCCCGAGAGCAAGAUUGAUAAGGAGCUGGCAACCGGUGAGUUCUUCCUGCGAGAGAGCGAGAAGAGACGCAAGAAGAUGACUGAAAUUAAGGUGAAACAGGCUGAAGCUUUAUCCAAGAGACAAGAGCAGCGGAAGAAAGAUUUCAUUCCCCCUAAAGAGAAACCCGCCAUGAAGAAGACCAAACCAGCAACCACAGAAAACAAAAUUGAUAUUCAAGCCAUUAAAGAAAAAGUGAAGAAAGCAAAAAGUAAAAAGCUCGGAGCUCCUCCUGUAAACCCCGAGACACCUUCAGCGAAAGACGGCAAACGGAAGAAAGUCAAAAGCUAACUCGCGUUGAUCGAUCUGAACUCUGCUGAUCUGACUGUGAUCCUGGAGAAACACAUUCAGACCAUCACUGGACGCCUGUUCACCUGUUGUAAUAUUGUGUUUAUUAGUCAAUGUGUUUAUAUAAAAGAUGUUUGAUUUCA